AAUAAUCCAAAUAUAUACAAGCUAAGAAUAUAAUUCUCUCAUUGCUACCUAUCUAGGUUGCCUUAUUAUUAUACAAAUAGAACCUAUUGGUCAUUUCAUUUUCAGAAUGGGCAACUUGGUCAUUGCGUACAUUAUUUUAGCCUUUUAUUCUCUCUUCAUUAUUGUGCAUGGCACUGAUAAGUUAUCAUGCAAUCAAACUCCAUAUCCCACUCUUUGUAACCAUUACAUUGGCACUACCAAUUAUUCAAUUUCAUCAUCAUCAAGUGAUGUUUCCUCUUCUUAUUAUUCCUUCCAUGACAUGGCCCUUAAGGUCACCAUGGACCAAGCAAUAGUAGCACACAAACUUGUCUCAUCAACCAUGGAAUCCAACGAUUUCAAAGACAAGAGAGCCAAGUCCGCAUGGGAAGAUUGUUUGGAACUCUAUGAGAAUACAAUCUAUCAGCUCAACCGUUCAAUGAACUCAAACAAUCUAAACGACAGGUUAACAUGGCAAAGUGCUUCUAUUGCGAAUCAACAAACAUGCCAAAACGGUUUUCUUGAUUCUAACCUUUCAUCUCACUACCUAAACUACUUUCCAUCCAUUUCAAGCAACUUAUCCAAGUUGCUGAGCAACUCUUUGGCCAUUAGCAAUACAUUAACGUCCUUGACUUCGUUACCAAAAGACCCGGUUGUUCGCCGCGGUCGAAAAUUGCUUUCUUUUAAUGGCUUCCCAGAGUGGCUAUCUCCUUCCGACAGGAGGCUUCUUCAGGCUUUGCCGGGAACGGCGGCACCGAAGGCGGACAUUGUGGUGGCACAGGACGGGAGUGGGAAUUACAAGAGUGUUUCGGAGGGCGUGGCGGCGGCGGGUAGGGUGAGUAAGAAUGGUCGAGUGAAUUAUAUCAAUAACGUUACUUUGUGGCUUGACUUUGAUUCAGCGGUGUCGAGUGAUGGGUUCAUCGCCAGGGACUUAACAAUUGAGAACAGUGCUGGGCCACAGAAGCACCAAGCGGUGGCACUUCUUUCCAGCUCCGAUCACUCCGUGUUCUACCGGUGUAGCUUCAGAGGCUACCAAGACACCUUAUACGUCCUUUCCCAACGCCAAUUCUACCGCGACUGCGACAUCUACGGCACCAUAGACUUCAUCUUCGGUGACGCUGUCGCCCUCUUCCAAAACUGCAACAUCUUCUUGAGAAAACCAAUGAGUAAGCAACAGAACGCAGUGACAGCACAAGGGAGAACCGAUCCCAACGAGAACACCGGCAUUGUCAUCCACAACUGCCGCAUCAUGGCGGCUUCAGAUCUGAAGCCAGUUCAGGGAUCUGUCAAGUGCUUCCUUGGCCGGCCGUGGCAGAAGUACUCAAGAACGGUGGUGGUCAAGAGUAGCCUGGACGGUUUGAUUCAACCGGCAGGGUGGAUGCCAUGGGCGGGAAGCUUUGCUUUGAAUACAUUGUAUUAUGGAGAGUAUAUGAAUAUUGGAGCAGGUGCUAACACUGCAGGGAGGGUCAAAUGGCCUGGCUUUCAUGUUAUUACCAACCCUACUGAGGCUUUGAAAUUUACUGUUGCUAAUUUCUUGGAUGGUGGAUCGUGGAUUCCUGGGACUGGUGUUCCGUUUGAAACUGGCCUUUGAACUUGUGAAUUUAUUACCAAUCUUUCAAAUUGUUGUGUACUUUAAAUUCAUUAGUUGUGGGUGUGUGUUGGGUGUCUCUUUGUCUAUAGUCUUAGUUCAAAUUUGUGUUCCCUCAAGGACAGGGGAGUGAUUGGGAAAAUGUGUAUAGGAUUAAUGUGUUGUAGGUUGAAAGUCUUCAAUUUAAUUUCACUAAAUUUGUAAUUAUAUACUUAUUGAAAGAAAUUCUAUAUCUCCAC
Arachis ipaensis is the source of this 1842-nucleotide messenger RNA. The record is from RefSeq and is a predicted model, not a curated record. NCBI's taxonomy places the organism in Eukaryota, Viridiplantae, Streptophyta, Magnoliopsida, Fabales, Fabaceae.